Molecule: messenger RNA, 1237 nt
Organism: Drosophila yakuba
Lineage: Eukaryota; Metazoa; Arthropoda; Insecta; Diptera; Drosophilidae
Gene: nudC
Product: nuclear migration protein nudC
Exons: 5
Coding region: 116-1114 (332 amino acids)
Biological process (GO): protein folding
Cellular component (GO): cytoplasm
Source: RefSeq, a predicted model, not a curated record
UCACAUUAUUUCUACAUGUGCCGGGUCGGCAGCUAAACUUCAGAUAAAAUACUCAAACGAAUCGAAGCGUCCAGAAACAAACGGAUUUUAAUUGCCACCAGUACAAAUACCAACAAUGUCUGCUGAGGAAGGACAGUUUGACAAUAUACUGCUGGCCGUGGCCGAAAAGCAUCGCGGUGGCGUGCCCGAUUUUCUUGGCACCUUGGCCAGUUUUCUGCGCCGCAAGACGGACUUCUUCACGGGAGCCAAGCAGGCGGAGUGGGAGAAACUGCUGCUGGAUGUGUUCAACAAGGAGUCCAAGCUGGCCAUCAGUGCCCACAACGAGAAGGUAAAGGCUCGCGAAGCCUCCCAGCGCAUUAAGGAGGAAAAGGAGAGGGCCGAAAGGGAAGCCCGCAAGAAGGAAAUCGACGAUAACAAAAUAUGUGAUAUCACCGACGAAGAGGCAGCCGCCAUUAUCAAGGAGGAGGAGAACAAAAAACGCCAGCAGCUGCUGGAUAGCGCUGGUGGAGAGCCAGCUGCCUCGAAUCGCGAUGACAUAUCCAAGCCCAUCGAAAAAGUGGACGAUGACUCCGAGAAGAGUGAGGUGGGCAAGCUGCUGCCGAAUGCAGGCAAUGGCUGCACCUUGGACAAGUACAACUGGACACAAACACUACAGGAGGUAGAGCUCAAGAUUCCGUUUAACGUAUCAUUCGCACUACGUGCCCGUGAUCUAGUCGUCAGUAUUGGAAAGAAGUCGCUGAAGGUGGGCAUCAAAGGUCAGGAGCCCAUUAUCGAUGGCGAGCUGUGCGGCGAGGUGAAGCAGGAGGAGUCCGUGUGGGUCUUGCAAGACAGCAAAACCGUGAUGAUCACUCUCGAUAAGAUCAACAAGAUGAACUGGUGGAGCCGCCUGGUCACAACCGAUCCGGAGAUAUCUACGCGCAAGAUCAAUCCAGAGUCUUCCAAGCUUUCCGAUCUGGAUGGGGAGACGCGCAGCAUGGUGGAGAAGAUGAUGUUCGAUCAGCGGCAGAAGGAGAUGGGUCUUCCCACCAGUGAGGAUCGCAAAAAGCAGGACAUACUUGAGAAGUUUAAGCAACAGCAUCCUGAGAUGGACUUCUCCAAGUGCAAAUUCAAUUAAUCAAACAUUCUCAACUGUACCAGUAACCUUUCGCUUUCGCACUCUUGUCACUUUUUCACAUUUUAAAUGUGAGUUCUUCUUCAUUUUCCAACCACUCAAUAAACUAAUGCAAGCAAAUAAAAA